Cryptomeria japonica (Japanese cedar) is the source of this 1357-nucleotide messenger RNA. RefSeq lists its product as uncharacterized. The record is from RefSeq and is a predicted model, not a curated record. NCBI's taxonomy places the organism in Eukaryota, Viridiplantae, Streptophyta, Pinopsida, Cupressales, Cupressaceae. The transcript has 6 exons. The coding region runs from base 280 to 798 and encodes 172 amino acids.
ACAUCAUUAAAAUUCCAUUUCAUUUUCAUUUCCCUUUCCUGUGGUGGAUGGAAGGAAGGGAAAAACCAGGGGAGUCUGAGCGCGUUACGUCCGGCCCUCACACAGUUGAGUCGGGACAAGCUUCGAAUAUUCGCAUAACUGCCAUAGAUGAGUCGGGACAAACGAAGGAACAAACGUACGGCUAACGCGUAGUAGAAAACAGAAUUUAUAGAAAACAGAAUCUGAUCUCCUGGAAGAAAAAAUAUUGAAUCCAAUUUCGAAGAAGCAGGCGAGAAAAUAAUGGAGGAAGUUGCAGUAGCGAGCGAUGGACGGGCAUUGACAGUUGGAUCUCAGCAGCUGGCACAUUCUCUUUUCGCCAAUUAUCCUUUGACGGCUGCAUUUCUUUCCUUCGCCCUCGCUCAAACUCUCAAAGUCCUUACAACCUGGUAUAAAGAAAGGCGGUGGGAUGCUAAACGACUUCUUGGAUCUGGUGGAAUGCCCUCAUCUCAUUCUGCAGCUGUCUCUGCUUUAGCAGUAGCUAUUGGUUUUCAUGAUGGGCCUGGAUCAUCAUCCUUCGCCAUUGCUUUAGUUCUGGCGUGUGUGGUUAUGUAUGAUGCAUUUGGUGUUCGAUUACAUGCUGGUCGCCAAGCAGAGGUGCUGAAUCAAAUAGUGUUUGAGCUGCCUGCGGAGCAUCCACUAGCUGACACAAGGCCUCUUCGUGAGCCUCUUGGACAUACACCUCCUCAGGUAGCUGCUGGUGCAGCCUUGGGUCUCAUCAUGGCCUAUCUUAUGCAUGUCACAACAAAUUUGUCAUCCUAGUGUAAUGUUUUCUCAUCUGGCCAUCCUUGGAAAAGCACAUGCUAUAUGUGCCUAUUGCAUACCUUUAUUUUUGAACUGAAGAAGCUAAUACAGAGAGAUCGGAACAUUUAUAGGAAGCUUUAUUAGUGCCAAGACUGCAAAGAGAUUUUGGUAGUAUUCGAAGAAAUUUAUGGAAACAAGCAUACUACUUGGAAGAAACUCAGAUGUUACUUUUGGGUUAAGAACUCUUGAUUGUAUGGAGCAUUAUUAGUAAACGUGACUACAGGACAACAUUGGCAACACAUGGAAACUAUAUUAAGAUUUGGCCUCAAGUGUUUUAAAUGGGAAUAGAAUAUUAAAAAAGCCUUGAAAUAGUUUAAUGGUCUAUAAUGGCCUUAAAGGUCAACAGUCCUAAGGUAUAUCAGUUUGCUUCCAAGAACACUUGUAAUUUAGCAUGGGAACAUAAUUCUGUUAUCUUGCAUCAUUUUCCUAUGCAUGUAGCAACGCUUACCUUGCAAAAUUGAAGAAUUUAUGUUGUAUUAUUUUUUAAUCCAUUUGAAGAAAAUAUUUGCUUACAUCA